Messenger RNA from Heterocephalus glaber (naked mole-rat), 1405 nucleotides. The record is from RefSeq and is a predicted model, not a curated record. Lineage: Eukaryota; Metazoa; Chordata; Mammalia; Rodentia; Bathyergidae.
CGCGCAUCUAGAGCCUGCAGAUCUGCGGAUGCGGCUCUGCGCGGGCUCUGGGGCUGUUUCAAUUGAGUGGCCAGGAAGGAUAUGGGCAUCAGGAGAUUAAAUCGAUGGUGUGUAAAUGUCCGGAUCUGUGCCCUAGCUCUCCGUGCAGUGCUUCCUGCGGGACUGCAUCCUGGGAAAGGGAUCUUCUGGAAAUUUCCCUGGAAACCAGCUGACAUUAUUAAGCCGAGAGCCCCCGGGCCUUUCCAGGUUUCCAGGCAAGUCGAUUUUGAGACAACAUGUCGGCUUUAGUGAACGAAAGCCUUCAGCUUCAGCUGCUGGAGAUGGAAAUGCUGUUUUCUAUGUUUCCUAACCAAGGAGAAGUAAAACUUGAAGAUGUAAAUGCCCCGAGGAAUAUAAAGAGAUAUUUGGAAGGCACAAGGGAGGCGCUGCCACCAAAUAUUGAAUUUGUGAUUACGCUUCAGAUUGAGGAGCCCAAGGUGACAGUUGACUUACAAGUAACCAUGCCUCACAGCUACCCCUAUGUAGCAUUGCAGCUAUUUGCCCGGUCACCUGAGCUUGAUAGACAACAGCAGCUACUUCUCAACAACAGUCUCACUUCUUAUAUAGGGACUUUUGAUCCAGGUGAGCUCUGUGUAUGUGCAGCAAUUCAGUGGCUCCAGGACAAUAGUGCAUCCUAUUUCCUAAACAGAAAGCUUGAGCAUGAACCAUCUGCACACGCAAAGCCAGUCAAGAACACAUUCCUCCGAAUGUGGAUCUACAGUCACCAUAUCUAUCAGCAAGACCUAAGGAAAAAGAUUUUGGAAGUGGGGAAAAGGUUAGAUGUGACUGGAUUUUGCAUGACAGGAAAACCUGGUAUAAUCUGUGUAGAGGGUUUCAAGGAGCACUGUGAGGAGUUCUGGCACACAAUUCGGUACCCCAACUGGAAGCACAUUUCCUGUAAGCACACAGAGAGCAUGGAGACGGAAGGAAAUGGCAAGGACUUGCGCCUUUUCCAUUCUUUUGAAGAAUUACUCCUUGAGGCCCAUGGUGACUAUGGAUUAAGGAAUGAUUAUCACAUGAAUCUGGGUCAAUUCUUAGAAUUUCUCAAAAAGCACAAAAGUGAGCAUGUUUUUCAGAUAUUAUUUGGUAUUGAAAGCAAAAGUUCAGACUCCUAGGACGUUAUUGAGGCCUGUGCUUAUAAUUUCCCUAAGUCAGUUAGGGAAAUCUAUUAUCUAUUAAUAAGACCAAAAUAAAAAGGCCGGUGGCUAUGUAGCAUCUUCAGUGAGAACUCUAGCUCCAGAAUUUUCAACUGGUGAUGAAACAAAUAGGCCUUGUAACUUUAUAAUAGUGCAAUUGUGAUGUUACCUGUAGGUUCCUGUGUUGUCUUUUGAAAACUAUUUCAUUGUAAUAAAAACAGUCCAUUUAA